CACACUGGGCUGUAAACCCUUCAGUAGCUCUCCAAGGGGUCUCUGCCUCAGUGCGUAAAGUUAAGGACGGUGCUCCGGACGCACCGCGCAACGUUAUCCCUCAGGCUCCAUGUGCGUCACCUCUGCGUGAGACUUGACAAGGAUUUCUGAUAUUUUGAUACUACUACCCGCGCGGGUCGCUGACGGAUGAAAACAUUAGCGUUUUGCUGAUGUGAAGGCGUUUUACCCUUGAACACAUCAUCUGUCCCGGAGCGCAGAGGGGACAUGGGUCAACUUUAUGGUGCGACUCUUUUACCAUUUGGCGCUAUCUGUGUUGUUUUCCUGUGGCGAUCUGGGGCCAGCUCUAUCAGGACGACGCUUGAAGUGGACACCUCGAGAGCCGAGUGUCCAGCUAGUAAGAUCUUGACCGUGGAGUAUCCCUGUGUCAGAGCUGGGGGGAAGAACAGCACUUGUUUCAGGAGGAAAUGCUGUGACGGAUUCAGGUUUGUGAUGGGCCAGUGCAUACCUGAAAGCGUGGACGUGUGUGCAGCGUCGCCCUGCGAACAGCAGUGUACUGAUAACUUUGGACGAGUUGUCUGCACAUGUUACCCCGGCUAUCGCUUCGACCGAGAGCGACACCGCAACCACAAAUCUCCUUACUGUCUGGACAUUGAUGAGUGUGAGCAUCCAGACAGCAGCAUGUGUGACCAUGAGUGUGUGAACACAGUGGGCAGCUUCCUGUGUCGCUGUCGCAGUGGCUACAUACUCACACCAGACCAACGCUCCUGCAUCCCUGUGCACAACUUGAGUUCUUCGGGGAAGUCCGACACCCUGAUGAGUUCUGGUACCUGCUCGUUCACCUGUCAAGAUUUUAUGAACAUGAAAAGCAGUCUGCUGCAGCUAAAACUGAGGCUGGGCAACACACAGUCACCCAACCAGGUUCCUGGCCUGGCCAACAGCAGUGACAAGCCGUCUCUGGGGAGGGCAGGAAAAAGUCCUGAUCGUCCUUGUCUUCCUGGUUUACCCGGCCCUCCAGGAGCUCCUGGGGUCCCAGGACACCCAGGAGAACCAGGAAAGAGAGGGGACCCAGGGGAAGGAGGCCCGCCUGGCCCUCGGGGGCCACGGGGAGACAUGGGACCCAUGGGUCCAGAGCCAGACCUGAAGCACAUGAAAAGAGGCCGCAGGGGGCCAGUGGGACCAUCUGGGGCAACGGGAAGAGAUGGACUAAAGGGUGACAGAGGAGCUCCAGGUCCCAGUGGUCCUCCAGGACCACCAGGCUCCUUUGACUUCCUUCUGCUAAUGAUGGCUGACAUCCGCAAUGACAUAAUUGAACUGCAGGAGAAGGUGUUUGGGGAGCGGCGGGGAAUCUCUAUGGACAGUCCUCCUCAUUCCAGCGGAGAAAUGGAUUUUGUAGAGUGGGGUUCUGGACAAGGAGAUCUCCUGCUCAGUACCUGACCUUUGACAUCCCACACAUUCACUCGAACCCAGCAAAACAAACACCAAACUUAACUCUUUAUUUCCUUGUUGAUAAAGUUUGCUGGGAGUCAAAGUGCCUACAUGUAAAUAAUACCAAACCACACAGCUGGGAUGGACUGGGCAAGGAGCCUUGACUGCAUUUUUGACACUGCCACAGACAGUAAAACAGAGAGAUAUAUGGAUUAUAACAAACAGAAAUUGGACCACAGACUCUCUUAACCACUGCAAGCACUGUCUGACUGCUUUUUGUAUGCUGUGGUGUGAGUGAGGGGUGUUUGUGCAAUACAUAGAGGGAGAACGAUGCAGUGCCUUUACGUAUGAGCUGAACCACUUCAAACGAUGAACUUAAUCGUCUACAUCUCUUCCGGUUCUUGAGUCUGCCCAUGGAAGUUCUGCUGCCACUGAUAGUUUUCCUGCAGGGCGUCGGUACAACGACCCAGGACGCGCACUGUGAGCCUCCCCUGCACCUGCCCGUCUGAGCUCUGUGGCUAUUCUCUACUUGAGGCAUCUUCAAAAAAUAUUUCGUGAGAUUCAUGGGUAUUACAAUCAUGUAGCCUAUAAAAACAGUCUAAUGUAUUUUUGAAAAUGUACAAUUAAACAACGUCAAGUAUGAUAAACCAAAAAAAUAUUUACAGCAAAAUAUGUUCAUGGAUAAUCUCAGAGAGACGCAUAAACAUUAAGACAUUCAAUAUUUUGACAAUGCAUUUUAAAUAAGUAAAAAUGCUUGUUAGCUGCUAUCUAUUUAGAAAUAAAAAAUAACGUGCAGUAUUAUGUAAAUAUUACCAUGAAAGGUUGUAGACAAUCAAAUUGAAAGGAUACAAUGGGUUUAUGCAUUUAGAAAAGUGCAGGGAGGCAAACAAUCCUUUUUUAAGGGGCUUGUAACCCUUAUAUUGCCAGUCAAUCUGACUGUGAGCAUAUUCUUACAGUAAUAAGAGAAAUGACCCGACAGGAAUGGUUUCCAGAGAAUGAGGGUUCCACAUUUUCUCGUACUUUCACUUGGUGGUUGACCAGAAAGAAGAGACAUAAAGAAGGACGUCUGCUUGAAGGUUUGUUUUUUGUUUUUUCAAUUUCAAGUAGUUGCCAACAAGGGCUUAGUGUUAUUACAAUGGGCAGCUCAAAUAGGGCUACAUCCGCUGGGGCUCUAAUAUCUGGAUCAAAGGAAUUUUAAUGUCGACCAAAGAGCGAGACGUGCAUGUACCUUUUCCUGUCCAGAUAAUUUUAAACCAUAAGUGGCUUUAGCAGGCAACAGAUUCCCAGAGGGUCAAAAUAAUCAAAGCCAACAGUGAGCAAGGAAGACGUCUGUCUGGAAAAUGGAUACAUAAUACUCCUCUCCUCAAUCUUCUUCGUCUUUUAACACAAUUUGCACCAGAAGCACUACUGGAGCUCAGAAAACCUCGGACAAAGAGUUAAAAAAAAACUAAUUUUAUUACCAUACUAUUGUCCUGCUACAAAAUGACAUUUGGAAUUGCACUGCUGCUACUUGAAGUAAAGCGUCUCCACCAGCAGAGGCUGCUAAGUCCCAGGUUAUACCACUGAUAGUUGGGCCUGACCACUCUGAAUCACUCUGAAUACCAACCAGGUGAGACAACAAAAGUUUUUCAUGGCAUUUCAUGUAUGAUUACGAUCCAAAAAUAUUAAUAGUUUCCCAAACUCGCAAGUUAUGUAAAACAAAGAAAUCCUCCUUGAAUGCAUGUUUUAGGCGCAUGCCAUCCUCCUGUUCACAUGCCAAUGAACUGUAGCGUGGCUGAGUAUCAUUAUAACAGUUGUAGGUAUCAGAGGUUAGAGGUUAAUGCCUGGGUAUAAACAUCUGGGGGGAUGAUUAUAGACCACAGGCUGUCACACGGGGCCUGUUUGGGCUCGUAACCACCACCAAGAAAAGUUUGAAAAAUAACUCAGUGUCUGUUUGAUCAUGCUGUGUUAGAGCUCACCCUGUCUGGCCUUUUGCUGUGUUUGAUGGUUUUAUCCUGAGGAACAGAUCUCAGUAAUGUGUGUGUGUGUGUG
Messenger RNA from Etheostoma cragini (Arkansas darter), 3456 nucleotides. Its product is annotated as collagen and calcium-binding EGF domain-containing protein 1-like. Lineage: Eukaryota; Metazoa; Chordata; Actinopteri; Perciformes; Percidae. Gene Ontology annotation, molecular function: calcium ion binding. The record is from RefSeq and is a predicted model, not a curated record. The transcript has 11 exons. Bases 265 to 1434 code for a protein of 389 amino acids.